AUGGCCGUGACGGACCGGGACAAGCUCUGGGAGGUGCCGGCUGUGGAGGCGGCGGCGGCGACGGCCGCGCCAGCGACGCCGGCCGAGCUCGCGCCGCUGCCUGCGGAGGCUGCCUCGCCGCCGGCAGGCGGUGCGGCGGCGCCCUCUGCGGGCAGUGCGUCCUGGCUCACGUUCCUCGGGACGGCCACCGCGUGGGUUGGGGGGGCCGUGCUCGAGGCAGCGGCGGAGGGCCUCCGCCGAGCAAAGCGGCGGCGAUGCGAGGGGGAGCAGAGGGAGGGAGGGGGGGGGGGGGAGGACGAGGCGCCGCCUUUCGGCUCGAGCGGGCGGGCGCGCCUCGGCGGCCCCUCCGCCGACGAGGCGGGCGGCGGUGGCGCGCCGCCGGCCGCGCCGGCCGCGCAGGCCGCCGUGCGCACCAUCACCGCUGCAGGCGCCGAGGCAGUUCGGCAGGCAGACAGGGAGGGGCUCUCCCUUGCCACGGGCGGGAGCAACAGCGGCUACAAAGGCGUGACCUACUGCCCGAAGAGGAAAGGCAGCAAGAAGUACCAGCUGAUGGCGACGGUUGGAGGCAAGAGUGUCUUCCUCGGCUGGUUCGCCACCGCCGAGCAGGCUGCGCUCUUCUACGCCCGCAGGGAGGCGGGCAGGGACACCAGCGAUCUCACCGCGCCGCCGCCACCGCCGCCGCCGCCCGCACCUUCCUCUGCCGCUGGCGCCGACGCAGUUCGGCAGGCGGGGAGGGAGGGUCUGAGUCUGGCAACGAGCAGCAGCAGCAACAGCGGCUACAAAGGCGUGUACUACUGCCCGAAGAGGAAAGGCAGCAAGAGGUACGAGCUGAAGGAGUCGGUUGGCGGCAAGGUGGCCAGCCUCGGCUUUUUCGCCACUGCCGAGCAGGCGGCGCUCUUCCGCGCCCGCAGGGAGGCGGGCAGGGAUACCUCCUAG
Molecule: messenger RNA, 936 nt
Organism: Emiliania huxleyi CCMP1516
Lineage: Eukaryota; Haptophyta; Isochrysidales; Noelaerhabdaceae
Exons: 2
Coding region: 1-936 (311 amino acids)
Source: RefSeq, a predicted model, not a curated record